CAGGUACUUUCUCUUUUGAAAUGAUUACUCAAUUUAAAUUUUUAUUUUUAAUAAAAAUGGUGCAAAAUAAAAUUUUAUAUACUGUACAAUUAUUUAGAGACAUAACAGUAUUAUAUAGUUAGACACUCCACGUGUGUAUGCCUAGUCCACUAGAUUCUUUGAAACGCUUCUUUACGCGUGCAUGCUUAAUCCAUUCGAUCCUUUGAAAUGUAUCCCUUUGGAUGCUGCUACUUCCUACUCUGCAGGAAAGCUGGCCAGCGAUAAAUCGCGGCCGUGAGGGUUCGAACCUGCGAUCUCGCGAUUGGAUGCUAGGGCCUCUACCACUAGGCCACCCCUUAAAAAAAAAAAAAUAAAUAAAAUAAAAUAAGAACUCGAGCUUCUCUAUUUCAUUUGUUUUUCGGUGUAUCCGUCGAAAACGGCAUUGUUUUUCCCAGGACAGAUCACCAAAAAUCUUGGGGGGAGAUCCCAAAUUGGCCGGUUUGUUCAGAUCCAAAAUUCCCAGUGAGCUCCUCUCUUCUGAUUCUUCAUUGACCUUCUAAGUUUUCUUUUUCUUUGAUUGAUCGACUCCAGUUUCUUCUGAUUUUUACAUGAAAUUAUGAAAUUCAAGUUUCAAUUUUGGCGUUUUGCAUCGCGAAUUUGAUACAGUGAAGUUUUAGCCAAUGUGGUUCCUCAUUAUGCUGAUGGGUUUUGCUUCUUUGUCUUGGCUUGUUACAAUGGCGCCAUUGGUUGCUUUAGAAAUGUUUGAGGAAAUGAUUUAACCCACACACGAUUUUUGACCUUAAAGUUCGAACGAAUUGUAAAUAAUGAAAAGGAACUGAUAUAGACAGAACAAAUGAAAAUCAUGUCAGAGCCUUUCCAAAUUUUUUUUAGGAUUUUCUUUUAUUCUGAUUCAUAUAGCUACUGAGGAUGACCAUAGAAACAUUAUUAAUCUGUUUCAUCAUUGUUUCUUCUGUUCAAGUAUUCAGUUUGACUUUAUAAAUUAUGCAUCUACCUGCUAUUGUGCUACUUGUUCUGCGUGAUCUUGAACUUUUAGUCAGCUAUUGUCACCUCUCUCAAUGUCUGAAUAAAAAUCAAGUCCUAACUCCAGAUUUUCAGUUUAGACGGGAUGCUUUCAAAAUUAUGUUUUGUGUGUCAUCUUGUGUGUAUGCUCUACCACUUUUUUUUGGCCCGGGGGAGGGGGGGGGGGGGUCUGAUCGCUUUUCCCUCUUAUGCUGUGUUAUCUUCUUCCAUGUUUUUCUCAGUAUCAUAGUCUGUUUUAGUGGUAGAUCUAAUUGUCUCUCAUGAACAGGGAGAAACUUAUCAUGGGAACAGAUAGUCAAAGUUUGCAUUUGAAUACAUCUUAUGAUGAAUGGGUAUCUCUACCAGUGCCUGGUCCACGACCAGCUGCUCGCUACAAGCAUGCAGCAGCUGUAGUUGAUGGGAAGUUAUAUGUUACCGGUGGAAGUCGUAAUGGUCGCUACUUGUCUGAUGUCCAGGUUUUUGAUCUAAAGAGUUUGACAUGGUCCACUGUGAAGUUAAACUCCAAAGUUGAUGCCGUUAAGGUUACUGAGGGCAUUCAGAUUGAAAGCCUCCCUGCAAUAGCUGGCCACAGUAUGGUGAGAUGUUGACCUACAUACAAUGCUUCCUUUUCACCUGAUAGGCAUGCUGUGCUUACUUAUCUGAAUAUUUUCAGAAGGUUUUUUUUUUGUUAAAAAAAAAACCUAGGAACUUACUUUAUCUAUCCUCUUUAUGGUUGGAAAUUUUCCUUGUGUAACUUGGUUACCACAUUAUAUGUACAGAUAAAGUGGGGAAACAGGCUACUGCUUGUUGCUGGGCAUUCAAAAAAUGCUUCUAAUGAAGUGACAGGUUCUUAUGCCUCGAUGGCUCAUUUUUCCAAACAAAAUCUUGGAUAUCUUCUUUAAAAUUUACACCUUGUUUUUAUUUAAUGUAGUUUGGUUUAUCGACCUGGAAACCCACCAAUCUGGUAUCAUAGAGACACAUGGAAAAGUGCCGGUAGCUCGUGGUGGACAAUCCAUUACAUUGGUGGGUUCUAAACUUCUAAUGUUUGGUGGGGAAGAUAGGCAAAGGCGAUUGCUCAAUGAUGUCCAGAUUUUGGAUCUAGAGACUAUGACUUGGAGUUCUUUUGAGACUACGCAGACACCUCCAGCUCCAAGGUUUGAUCAUGCAGCAGCACUCCACGCAGAACGUUACCUAUUAAUUUUUGGUGGUUGUUCUCAUUCAAUCUUUUUUAAUGAUCUCUAUGUUCUGGAUUUGGAAACGUUGGAAUGGUCUCAACCACAAAUUCAAGGGGACUUGGUGCAACCUAGGGCUGGUCAUGCUGGUGUCACUAUGGAUGAAAAUUGGUACAUAGUUGGUGGUGGAGAUAACAAAAAUGGUGCUGGAGAGACUCUUGUGCUAAAUAUGUCCAAGUUAGUUAUGUCAGUUUUAACCAGUGUGAAGGGAAGGGAUCCAUUGGCCAGUGAGGGCCUUAGUCUUUCAUCGACCCAGAUAGAUAAUGAGAACUUCUUGGUUGCCUUUGGUGGCUACAAUGGGAAGUAUAAUAACGAGAUUUUUGUUAUGAAGCCUAAACCCAGAGAUGCUUUACCUCCGAAAGUUCUCCAAUCUCCGGCAGCUGCAGCUGCGGCCGCCUCCGUUACUGCUGCAUAUGCAUUGAGCAAAUCUGAAAAAUUGGACUUCCCUGAAAGAGAAGAAUCAAAUCUGAAAGUCAUCCAGGUGGAUCAUUCUCAGCAAGACCUUUCAAUCCAAAUCAGCAAGCUGAAAGAGGAAAAAAGUUCAUUGGAAUUGGCCCUUGAGGUGGUCAGUUCAGAAAACUCUACCCUUAAAGCUAAGAUUGUGGAAACUAAUGCAACCCAUGCUGAGCUUUCAAAGGAGCUUCACUCUGUUCAAGCUCAGGUUGUGGGUGAGAGAUCAAGAUGUGCUAAACUUGAGGCACAAAUAGCUGAGCUUCAGAAGAUGCUCGAGUCAAUGCAGUCCAUAGAGGAAGAAGUGCAAGAACUAAGAAAACAAAAAUCUGAAUUUGAGCGUGAUAUGGAACAUGCAGCCGCUGCUCAGGCGCAGAGGCAAAACUCUGGUGGUGUAUGGAGGUGGAUUGCUGGAUGAAUUAUGGAAACCGAAUCACAUCGGGGAGAUCUCACGACGCCACAGUGAACUGUAGGAUUUCAGUUAUUUUAUUCUAUCCAGAAAUUAUUAUACAUGGAUGCUUUUGGAAGAGAAAAGAGGAAAGUUUGAUUAUAAUCUUAUAGUAAUCUCAUCUUGUUUGGAUUCUUGUUUAUCUACAUCAGGUGUAACAUAUACGAUAUCGUUUCCUCCCCCCCCCCAGGGUGGUUCAUGUUACAGCUUCUCACAUUACUCUUUUGAUUUAUUCUUUCUGGUAUAAAGUUACAAUUUUUUCAUUUACUGUUUCAAUGGUUGUGCUUUUUUUGAAGUAGAGAGCCAGGCCAACUUUAAAGGCCCUUUUGCGUGUCUAAUUAACCAAGGUUUACAGCCAUUCAUGUUUAAAUUCGGACCGGACCUUUGAUUAAGAAACCUUAAAUUUUAAGAGAG
Oldenlandia corymbosa var. corymbosa is the source of this 3543-nucleotide messenger RNA. The record is from the annotation of a GenBank genome assembly. Lineage: Eukaryota; Viridiplantae; Streptophyta; Magnoliopsida; Gentianales; Rubiaceae.